This is a messenger RNA of Ogataea polymorpha, 2571 nucleotides long. RefSeq lists its product as uncharacterized. The record is from RefSeq and is a predicted model, not a curated record. Lineage: Eukaryota; Fungi; Ascomycota; Pichiomycetes; Pichiales; Pichiaceae. The transcript has a single exon. Bases 532 to 2571 code for a protein of 679 amino acids.
CAGAUUCUUCGAACAUGGCUCUUGCCUUUUACCAGAGCCAUCCGGAAUCUGUCUUUACUUGAAAAGGCAUUACUCGAAUUUUUGGAAAUCACUCCCUAUAGAUACUCUUUAGAGAUCUUGGGGACACGUAACCCGUAUAUACGCGAACUAAAUUAGCGUGAUAGCUGCAUUGAGACUAGCCAGAUUAGUACUGGCGGAUGCAGUAUAUUGAAUCUUCUUAUCUACACGUUUUAAUGCUUCUGGAUUCAUCCACUCCUCCUCCGUGGUGGUGAGAUCCCAUUCGCAAACUUUUGCAAGGGCUUUUACAUAGCCCCUGCCGAAUUUGGAAUGAAAAUUUUUGUGGAUCGUGUUGAUGUUUUCAAAUUAGAUCCAUAUUUGUUUUUUUUGUCGAUAACUGGCAUUUAUUUUCACGUAAAAAAAACGCUUCAACAUCACUUCCAAAUCCUUUCUAAACAGUCAAAUCUGUUUAUGUCUCUCAUUUCAUCUAUAAAUUAGCCAACGCUCUCCGAGUUCACGUGAUAGACAACGGUUAUGAUGCUUGUCAAAAAAGACAAAUGCUCAAAGGGGACGCAGUAUUGCGAGACCAGUGAUGCCUUGAGUUCUACGAGUAUUGUGCUCGCUGUGGUGAUACCCGUCGCUGUUGUGGCAAUGGUGGUUGCCUUUUUCAUCUGGAGAGCCUGGAAACGUAAUAAGAAGGAGGCCCUUGACGACAAUGAUCCCGAUUUUUACGGUGACAACACAGUGUUGCCGGACUAUCCAACCAAAGAAGAGAUAUUUUCAGGCAGAAACACGAGCGAAAACCCAUUUGACGCGUCAAACACUCGUUAUCCCCAAGCAGUACUUGAUGAGAAAGACCAGAGCUUCAGUAAUAAGGCAGGAUCUUAUUAUAACGCGUCUCAAUUAAGUCUUGGAACAGAUAACAUGCUGGGAACACCUCGCGGCCACAUGGAGUCUUUUGUUUUGCCACGUGUCGACGACUCUACCUCCAAGCAUUCCUUGGACCAGCUUUCAAGACAACUUGGUGGUGUGUACCCAGGAUACAAGGUUCCAGAGAAUGUCAGGUUUAGUUCGAAUAAUCAUUCCAGAAAGUCCUUGUUUUCAGAGAAUUCCGGAGACCUCACUGGUUUUGAGAGAUCUACCGAGGACUUGGGCAGAACUCUUGGGCCACAGAAUUCCGACAAAUCUCCUGAAACUCUUCAGAAAUCCUCAACAGUCUACUCUCAACCUGAUAAUACAUUUUCCCCUCCAACUUCUGGGCCGCCUGGUGACCAAGAGGAGUCCGACGAUGACAAGUUCUACGAGACAACUGAUCCAGGGCACCGGGUGUCCUACGAUGCUGCCGAUAGUCACAAAUACUCGUUCGAUGACACAGACGCUUCUGUGGUGCAGCGUCACAGCCGCGAUUUGGAUGCAAUUGUUCAGCCUCAAAACAUUGAGCCAGAUCAUGAAAAUCGUGAUGAGUUUGCAUCCGAUUCCGUUUCAAAAGAGGCACCAGUGGAUGAGUAUUCUGAAGUGCCAGAGAACAGCCAUGUAUCGAGCUCUCCAGUGGGUAAAGCUCUUCCAGAGCCUGAAGCUGAGGAAGUUCCCGACUUGAAUGAAGUUCUUGUUGAAGAGCAUAUACCGAUUUCACCUGAAGAGGAGGAACAGAUCAACAGGAUGAAGUCUGUUUACAAAGUCUACUUUUCAAGAGAAAACUCUUUGAAGUCGAAGAAGUCAAACCACAUGUUUUUCGAAGACCAGGAUAUGCCGCCUCUGCCGCACCUGCCGCAAAACGAGGAGCAUGAUAUACCACGCCAGCCAGAAUACACAAUGGAUCCAAGCCAAGAAGACGAGGUUUCUGCACAGCAACAGGAUGAAAAGGAGAACAUAGAUCACAGUGUCAGUAACGGCAGACCGGAGCUGACCUUGGACACUUCUGUAAACGAUCAUCGUGCAAGUUAUGCUUCCUCCAUCUACUUGGACAAUGGGGCAGUUCCGGUGCAGCAGCAGGGUCACCCUUUCUAUCCUCACCAGCAUAUUCAGAACAUUUUGAACCAGCAACAGUCGCAGGCGCAUUAUUACCGUCAAAUGGCUGCACAACAAAGAAAGCCCCAGCACUAUCCUGUCGAGCAGAAGCUGGAGAACCUCCCAUCCCCCCACGAACUGAACAACCGAAACUCUACUUUGGAGACGUUCACACAGUUUGAGAAGCAACGCAAAUACACCGGCAAGAAGGGCCAGUCUCCAGUGGUGAUGCAGCAGAAUUUCAGUCCUAUUGAGAACACGCAAUGGGGACCGAGCCAGACAAAUUCGUCGCAUCCUUCGCCUCACCAGAUCAGAGACUCGAUUGUGAUGUUCAACCCUGUGGAUAUCAACUACAAAAAGACCUACAAGCCUAGCGGAACGCUAGCAGAGCAGGUCCGCAAAGUUUCUCCUGGCGCGCGGUCCUUCUCUCCAACGUCUCCCGGAUUUGCAUAUGACGACGACCCGACGAUGCCACGGCCAAUGACCAGAGUCGGUUCUGAGUCCCUCAUUCCGAAAUCUGGCUCUCAGGCCGAUCUUAGAAAAUAUGUAGACAAUGCCAACCUAUAG